Acaulospora colombiana is the source of this 369-nucleotide messenger RNA. Lineage: Eukaryota; Fungi; Glomeromycota; Glomeromycetes; Diversisporales; Acaulosporaceae. The record is from the annotation of a GenBank genome assembly.
CCUCUGGAUAUUACAAACAUUCCCUAUUUCUACAAAAUAUUUAAUUAUCUCGAGUCCAGAUUAUCCGAUGAUGAAAAUGUAGACAUCAAGCUAACAGUGUGGCGGGAUUACUCGAUUUUGAUCAAGGCCUACUUGAUUCUAAAGCGUCUGAUACGUUCUGAAUAUUUUGAGACCUCUGCCUAUAAAUUUGCUUCUCAGUUGAAGAUCACAAAGAUGACCAUAGCCCAACAAUCUUACAGCUAUUGUGAAGGUAGGUUGUACGAGAGUCAAUUAGGUCACCGCGUCAUUGAAAACGUUUAUCCUAUGAUGCAAAAUUCUAUGCAACUUGUAAAGACAUUAAUUGAUGUCGGGAAGGUCUCGAGCUCAGAU